Mercenaria mercenaria is the source of this 1750-nucleotide messenger RNA. RefSeq lists its product as uncharacterized. The transcript is spliced from 3 exons. The record is from RefSeq and is a predicted model, not a curated record. The coding region runs from base 173 to 1078 and encodes 301 amino acids. NCBI's taxonomy places the organism in Eukaryota, Metazoa, Mollusca, Bivalvia, Venerida, Veneridae.
AAAUCCUAUUACGUAAUUGUCUAGAAUAUUCCUGUCUCGUAUAAAUAUUGCACCAUUAGAGCCGCCUUAAGGCAUAACUUGCUAAGAAGCGCUGGAGCUCGGUUAUAUUUAUUUUAUUUCCUUUACGAGAGAGGAUAACAUUUUAAAGAUAAAAUCUAAUCAACUCAAAACUAUGGGUAACGACAAUUUGUCGAUUAUAAGUUUCAACAGCUCUAGGAAGGGACUGUUGACGUUGUCGGAUGGGCAGCGUCCAUCGUAUUUGCAACGACUGUUUGAGAGUGCGGAACCGGACAUAUGUUUUCUGCCUGGCGAUGAUAAAUACGCCAAUCUGAAUGUCAUUCGUGGGUAUGGACAAUAUACAAUUCCUAAUGCCGAGGCCACUGUUCUACUGUACGACAGCAACAGGGUUAAAAUGAUGGAGCCCAAGGCCAGUUUGAAUUCCUUUGGACCUCUACCAGGCUUGGACUUCAACCAAAUGGUUGUUCCACAGGUCGAAGUGUCGACCUUACAACCCUACCAGCAAGUUGUGAAGGAGUUUUCGAUGGUAUCAUGGAAACACGAUUUCUUCCAGACUGCUACCGUCGAAGUGAAAACUCUGGUUGAAAGCAUCAUUACGUUUUCUCAGAGAUUGGCAAUCACUACAGGAAAACCUGUUUUAAUCGGUGGUGAAAUGAAUAUUGAUUUUACUAUAUUGAAUCAAAUAGUAAACAAACUAUCUAAUGACAAUCAAGAAGAUUUCCUGUCUACUAUGCAAUCAGUGAUGUCAGAACAAGGUUUUCUCCCAUCUAUGACCAAAUCAUCCCUCCGAGACAUAAGACAUCUAUUCAUGAUGAAAGUGUUUAGGUGUAAGUCGAAUAGUUCAAAUGGAGUAGUGAAGACAUGGGACGACAGGAAAAGCACCGAAGUUGUCGCAGACUGUUUUAUAGCGUCCAAACAUCUACAGUUGGCAGAGGCUUCGCUAUUAGAUGUUGAGAAGGUUACUGGACGCCAGAUUUGUAUACCCCUGCUAAAGACACACAAGCCAACACAAACGUCAAUGGAGAUACCUGUUCGGCCUCCGAGGCAUCAUGGUGGUUAAGUAGUCUACCACUCUCGUUGGUCCCAAUCCCACGUGACUGUCUUAAAGCCGUACUGCUUCUACAAGAGUCAAACAUCUCAUGAAGGAUUCUGAACAAUUUAGCGCACCGUGUACUUUGGGAUAAGUCAAGCAGUAAUUUGAAUAAUGUAUCAUGUUUCUGGGAGAAGCUUUAUGCAUGCUGAUGUCUUACUGUUUAAUAAAUCGAAAGCGAUAAAGAUUCCUGGUUGCGCUAUUGAAAAACAGCUAUACUGCAUUGAUUGAUGUAUGACAAUAUGUAAAUUAUGUUGAACGUUAACAAUUUGUUGAUAUAAAAGUUUGCUCACGAUGACAUACAUACAUAUAUACAUACGUGAUAAAAUGAACAGGAUUUUAUAUAAAAUUCUUAAAAUGCACGAUUGUAAAUUUUAUCAUUCUUAAUGCUGAUUGUAUGUACUCUCCUAACUUACAUAAUUUUCUUGAUGUAUCUUGAUGUGAUUUUGCUCAAUAUUCAAUGUGAUUUCUUAAGAAAGGUGUCCUGCUUCAAAAAAAAUACGGCUUUUAAUCAUGCUCCAAAAGGGAACUAAUUUUACUUACGAUUCUACCGUUCAAUGUUAUGGUUGUUUGAUUUAUUUAUGGUCAUUUUCUAUUUUCAUGUAAAAUAAAACAUUGAAUAAAAUAAUUUAAUAUUAGUGA